This is a messenger RNA of Anoplopoma fimbria (sablefish), 2399 nucleotides long. It is a transcript of the gene pcyt2, whose product is annotated as phosphate cytidylyltransferase 2, ethanolamine. The record is from RefSeq and is a predicted model, not a curated record. Gene Ontology annotation, cellular component: cytoplasm. The coding region runs from base 211 to 1419 and encodes 402 amino acids. The transcript has 12 exons. Gene Ontology annotation, molecular function: ethanolamine-phosphate cytidylyltransferase activity. Lineage: Eukaryota; Metazoa; Chordata; Actinopteri; Perciformes; Anoplopomatidae. Gene Ontology annotation, biological process: phosphatidylethanolamine biosynthetic process.
GUCCCAUGUGACGUAGCGGGGGAGGCGUUGUCCGGGCGGUGUCGCUGUGUGUUGGGUUUUUGGGGGAAACCUGAGGCGCAGACGGACGGACAGACAGACGGACAGACAGACAGACGUCCUCUAGAAGAAGCCUUGCAGUCACGCCGGUCCGAGAUCCCCUGCAGACCUCCGCUCUGCCUCAACACCACAGAGUUACCCGAUCCCGUCGAGAUGAUCAAGAACGGGCACCACGCAGCCGACGAGCAGCGGGACGACUCGGGGCGCAGCGAGCCGGGCGGGUCGCUCUGCAGCCCGGAGAAGAGGAAGCGCGUCGUCCGCCUGUGGUGCGACGGCUGUUAUGACAUGGUUCACUAUGGUCACUCCAACCAGCUGCGGCAGGCCAAAGCCAUGGGAGAUUACCUCAUAGUCGGAGUGCAUACAGAUGCUGAGAUUUCCAAGCACAAGGGUCCUCCUGUCUUCACUCAGGCAGAACGCUACAAGAUGGUACGGGCCAUCAAGUGGGUGGAUGAGAUGGUAGAAGGAGCCCCUUACGUCACCACCCUGGAGACUCUGGACAAGUACAACUGUGACUUCUGUGUGCACGGAGAUGACAUCACACUGACGGUGGAUGGUAAGGACACGUAUGAGGAGGUGAAGCGUGAAGGCCGCUACCGGGAAUGUAAACGCACACAGGGUGUCUCCACCACUGACCUGGUGGGACGAAUGCUUCUCAUGACCAAAGCCCAUCACAGCAACAUGGAUAACCCAGAUUACCAGCAGCAUACAGACAACUUUGGAAAAGGUCCUAAAGGCCACAGUCCAUGGACAGGAGUGUCACAGUUCCUCCAGACAUCCCAGAAGAUUAUCCAGUUUGCCUCAGGAAAGGAGCCUCAGCCUGGAGACACCAUCAUCUAUGUGGCCGGGGCUUUUGACCUCUUCCACAUUGGCCAUGUUGACUUCUUAGAGAUGGUCUAUAAGCAGGCAGAGAGGCCCUACGUCAUCGUGGGUCUGCACUUUGAUCAGGAAGUGAAUCGGUACAAGGGGAAGAAUUAUCCCAUCAUGAACAUCCAUGAGAGGACGCUGAGUGUCCUGGCCUGUCGGUAUGUGUCGGAGGUGGUGAUUGGUGCUCCCUAUGCAGUGGGCAAAGACCUGCUGGAUCAUUUCAAGGUUGACCUGGUAUGUCAUGGCAAGACGGAGGUGAUCCCAGACAAAGAUACGUCAGACCCCUACGCUGAGCCUAAGAAGAGGGGGAUAUUCAAGACCAUCGAUAGUGGGAACAAUCUCACGACUGAUGACAUUGUCCAGAGGAUCAUUGAAAACAGGCUGCAGUUUGAAGCCAGGAAUCAGAAGAAGGAGGCCAAGGAGAUGGCAGUGAUCGAGGCGAUGAAGAGGAAAGAGCAGGAGGAGCAGAGUGAGGUUGCAGCUCAGGUUGCUCACUAGUGAGACCUCGGACCUGGUUCUGUGUCUGAUUUACUUUUCGUGGUACACUCAGCUUUAAGGGGUGGACUGAACUGACCCAGGCAGACGGCCAUGUUGGACCUGGCUGGGGGGGGCAGUCGGUCUCCACUAGUCCUCUGGACGCAGAAUCCUUUUAAUAUUUGAUGCACUGUGCUGGUUUAGCUUAUCUCAGCCUUUAUCUAUACAGACUACUCCAGCCUAAUGCUAUUUGAUUUGCCGUGUAAGAACACAAAGAACCCAAACUCAAACUAUGUUUUAACUUCCAAAAUCCCUUUUAAACCUCUUGUCCUCCACAGAGAACUUUUUAAUGAUGUCUUCUGUCAUGUAGUGUUUUUGUCAAGGAAAUCACACACUAUCUGUUCCUGUUUAGGUGUCGAAGUGGUAUUUUAAUUUUGUAAUAAGCCAUAACUUGUGUUAAUGACAUUGUGUUAAUGUUAAUGACAUUGUCAGUUGUGUUUUUAGAUUUUAAACCAUAUUAGUCUUUAAGAAGUGUCAUCAGUAACAUUGAAUGUGGUCUAUUUUUUAAUACACUGUAAAAACAUAGAUUUAAUUUAAUUUUAAAAGUUACUAUGUUUUUCUCCAUCCUGGACAAACAUUAUUAUGAGUUUAUGAAAUGAUCUGUGGAGCAGUCUUUGAAUUUUAAAUGUGGAUUUUAAUGACCUUAUUUUGCACAGAGAGUUCGGUGUGGGAGAGUGAGUUGAGUGAGGUUAGUGAAUGAGUGUUUGCGCUGUAAAUUACAGUAUUUUCGUGCCUCAUUCCUAAAGCUAUAACUAAUUUAAGGGCUGUGAAUGGUAUCAAAAGUCUAAAGUCUGUGUCUCUACAGCUGUCGGUUAAAUCUCUCCAAAGUCUACUACUAUGUGUGUUUUCAAAAACUAGCAUGUCCUCUUUUCUCCUCCUUCACAAAAGAAUCCAACAACGUAAUAAACUGGGACCCAGUAUCACGGUCAAACUGCUUCAGCAAA